AAAGACCCGAUCCUUUUAGUCACUUAGUCACUUUAAACUUUCAUUUUCUCCUCCUGUCGAGGUAGAAUUUUUUCAAAGAAGUGGAAUAGAAUCCAUUCCUAACCCCUAAACAGCCAAUUAGCUACCGGUUGCGUACCUCCGUCAUCCCGGCCAUAUUGACACCGCCGGUGGCUGGUGGCUAGCAGCAAAGCCCGCAUUUCUAGACGCAACAGAGGCAAUAAUCGCAAUAGAUAAAAGAUGGCUGCCCUUCGCCAUGGAGCCGCUAUGAGGCCCCUUUCUUCUAUCUCAAGACCUGUCAUCUCUCGAGCCCUAACACGUCAGCUUUCUGUUUCGAGCGCAAGGAUGGUUUCUAGCUUCUACCCCGGCGAGCCUGAGGCUCCUACAGUGAAGACGGACAUUCCCGGUCCGGCUGCUAAGGAGUACAUCGCCAAGCUGGACAAAGUCUUCGACACCCGAAGCUUGAACAUGCUUGCUGAUUACACUAAGAGUGUCGGAAACUACAUUGUCGACCCUGAUGGAAAUACCCUGCUCGAUGUUUACGCCCAAAUCGCCUCGAUACCCGUCGGGUACAACAACCCAGUUCUGAAGAAAACUGCUGAGAGCCCUGAGAUGGUUACAGCGCUUAUCAACAGACCCGCAUUGGGUAACUUCCCUUCACAUGACUGGGCCGAGAUCUUGGAGACAGGUAUCCUCAAGGUAGCGCCUAAGGGACUCAACCAGGUCUUCACGGGAAUGGCUGGAUCGGACGCGAAUGAGACAGCUUUCAAAGCUGCCUUCAUGUGGCGACGACAGCGCGAACGUGGCGGCCCCAGUGUCGAGUUUACACAGGAGGAGCUGGAUUCUUCCAUGUUGAACCAGACACCCGGUGCCUCAGAACUGUCCAUCCUAUCCUUCAAGACAUCCUUCCACGGCCGCCUCUUUGGUACCCUCUCGACGACUAGAUCGAAGCCUAUCCACAAGUUGGAUAUUCCGGCCUUCGAUUGGCCUCACGCCACCUUCCCUCAGCUCAAGUACCCUCUUGAGGAACACGCUGCGGAGAACGCUCAGGCGGAGGCUGACUCCCUCGCCGAGGUCGAGCACCUCAUCUUAAACUACCACAUCCCUCCCGCCGCCGUCAUCGUAGAGCCCAUCCAGUCCGAGGGCGGUGACAACCACGCCUCUCCCGCUUUCUUCCGGGGCCUGCGCGCUCUGACCAAGAAGCACGGCGUCCUCCUCAUCGUCGACGAAGUCCAGACGGGCGUCGGCGCCACCGGAAAGUUCUGGGCCCACGACCACUGGGACCUGCCCGAGCCGCCAGACAUGGUGACUUUCAGCAAGAAGGCGCAGACCGCAGGCUACUACUACGGAGACCCAUCCCUGCGACCCAACAAGCCGUACCGCCAAUUCAACACGUGGAUGGGCGACCCGGCACGCGCGCUCAUCUUCCGCGCCAUCAUCGACGAGAUCCAGCGCCACGACCUUGUAGCCAACACGGCCAAGGUCGGCGACUACCUUUACGCCAAGCUCGAGGGUCUCGCGAAGAAGUACCCCGGCCAAUUCGACAACCUGCGCGGCAAGGGCCAGGGUACCUUCAUCGCCUUCGACAACCCCAAGCGCGAUGACUUCCUCAAGAAGGCCAAGAAAUUCGGCAUCAACAUCGGUGGCUCGGGCGAGCGUGCAGUCCGCCUGCGCCCCAUGCUGAUCUUCGAGAAGCAGCACGCCGAUAUCCUGGUCAAGGCCCUCGAGAAGGUCGUCUCUAGCUGAUUUCGUUUCAUCUUCUCCGAUGACGAAAUAAAGUAGGGAUAUUUUUCUCCAUCCUUUCCCUUUGGAUAAACAUAUGUGGUAGGAUACGGGAGCCUACCUACCUGGCGCGGAACUUGGAAACUUGGAAACUUCGGGGUAUGCGGGUAAGCGAUGAGGGGAGGAUGAAGCUGCAGAAAGAAAGCCACAUUGGACAAGAAAGGGGAAAAGAUUAUCAACGUCCCGUCCGCCCAACACUUUUUUGCCCCCCCCUUCCUUCCUUCUUUCUAAAAUUUUUCUUUUUUGUUUUCCACCAUACUUGCGUAAAAUGGAAUGGGCGGCAAUACGUGCAUUGAUCCGGAUCACCACUUAAUUACCCGAUACGUUCGGGAAGGGCGAGCCACGCGACGGGUUACGGAGUUGAAAUUGGGAAUCGUCUCUGCAU
This is a messenger RNA of Annulohypoxylon maeteangense, 2164 nucleotides long. Its product is annotated as 4-aminobutyrate aminotransferase. Gene Ontology annotation, cellular component: mitochondrion. The record is from RefSeq and is a predicted model, not a curated record. Bases 238 to 1743 code for a protein of 501 amino acids. Lineage: Eukaryota; Fungi; Ascomycota; Sordariomycetes; Xylariales; Hypoxylaceae. Gene Ontology annotation, biological process: GABA catabolic process. The transcript has 2 exons. Gene Ontology annotation, molecular function: pyridoxal phosphate binding.